AUGACUUUCGAGGAGGUGGCUGUGUACUUCACCAAGAAUGAAUGGAUCCGCCUGAGCCCUCCUCAGGAGGCCUUGUACAGGGAUGUGAUGCUGGAGAACUAUGAGGCUGUGGCCCUCCUGGCAGGGCCACCUGCUUCCAAACCAGCUCUGAUUUCUCAACUGAAGAAAGGGAAAGCGCCGAUGUUCAGCUGCAAGAAUUGGGACGAUCUGGACUCCGAUGAAGAAGAAUUGGAAUGUGGGGAUGCUGAGACGGGGGAUGAAGGCGCCGAGGAGGAGGAGGAAGGGGCUGAGGAGCGCCCGCCCCUUGGGGCCAUCCCGGUAACAGACUGCUUAUUUUGUUCCCAUCAUUCAAGCUCUCUGAUGAGGAAUGUGGCGCAUAUAACAAAAGCUCACAGCUCCUUUGUUCCCGAUGUAGAAUAUCUUUGUGAUCUGAAGGGACUGAUUCGCUAUUUGGGGGAGAAAGUUGGGGUGGGGAAGAUUUGCUUGUGGUGCAACGGGAAAGGGCGGUCCUUCUAUCCCACAGAAGCCGUGCAGCCCCACAUGAACGACAAGAGCCACUGCAAGCUCUUCACAGACGGCAACGCUGCCCUGGAAUUUGCCGACUUCUACGACUUCAGGAGUAGCUAUCCAGAUCAUAAGGAAGGGGACGACUCCGAGGAGGCCUUGCCCUCGGAAAAGAACGUGGAGUAUGAUGACGAAACCAUGGUGCUGGUUCUACCUUCUGGUGCCAGAGUGGGCUAUCGCUCCGUGAUGAGGUACUGCAGACAGCGGUUUGGUCUGUCGAGAGCCGUGACGGUUGCUAAAAACAAGGCAGCCGUGGGCCGAGUCCUCCAGCAGUACCGAGCCCUGGGCUGGACUGGCAGCACAGGUGCAGCCCUCAUGCGAGAGCGGGACAUGCAGUAUGUCCAGAGGAUGAAGUCCAAGUGGAUGCUGAAGACGGGCAUGAAGAACAAUGCCACCAAGCAGAUGCAUGUCAGGGCCCAAGUGAGAUUCUGA
Echinops telfairi (small Madagascar hedgehog) is the source of this 996-nucleotide messenger RNA. Its product is annotated as zinc finger protein 622-like. Gene Ontology annotation, biological process: regulation of DNA-templated transcription; ribosomal large subunit biogenesis. Bases 1 to 996 code for a protein of 331 amino acids. NCBI's taxonomy places the organism in Eukaryota, Metazoa, Chordata, Mammalia, Afrosoricida, Tenrecidae. The record is from RefSeq and is a predicted model, not a curated record. The transcript is spliced from 2 exons. Gene Ontology annotation, cellular component: preribosome, large subunit precursor.